Messenger RNA from Aspergillus brunneoviolaceus CBS 621.78, 2243 nucleotides. RefSeq names its product epsin. Bases 447 to 2165 code for a protein of 572 amino acids. The record is from RefSeq and is a predicted model, not a curated record. Lineage: Eukaryota; Fungi; Ascomycota; Eurotiomycetes; Eurotiales; Aspergillaceae. The transcript is spliced from 4 exons. Gene Ontology annotation, biological process: endocytosis; actin filament organization. Gene Ontology annotation, cellular component: endosome; plasma membrane; clathrin vesicle coat. Gene Ontology annotation, molecular function: phospholipid binding; clathrin binding.
UCUUCCUCUCUUCUUCUUCUUCUUCUCCUCCUCCACAACUCCUCCCUUUCCCUCACAUCUAUUCUUCCUCUUCUUCCAACCCCAUCAUCCUAUUUCCGACCUUUCACUGCUAUCUGCAGUCGCGAUCCCCUGUUAUUCGGAUUACCCUGAAUUGCACCCAGUCUUUCCCCGCCGGGUGCCAGAACGCUGAGUGACAAUUCCGAACGCGGCUUACACACGCCUUUCCCACCGUUCUAAGCGCGAUAAGGAGUCGGACUGGUUCUACUCCCCAUCGCAGUUGCUCCAUCCUCUCCAGCUUCAUUGACGCCCACUUCUGCGCGAUCGCCCUGUUCGCCUCGCUCACAACCUCUCUCCCUCCCUAAUCAUCCCUCUUACGCAAGCCAAAGGCGGAAAGGGCCGCCUAGUCUAUCCUCACUUGUCCCAUACACACACGCAAUACCGCCACCAUGUCCAAAGUCGUGCGCAGUGUGAAAAACGUCACCAAGGGUUAUUCCUCCGUGCAGGUCAAGGUUCGAAAUGCUACGAGUAAUGAUCCGUGGGGGCCCACUGGCACCGAGAUGGCCGAAAUCGCCGCCUUGACCUUCAGCAGCCCCACCGAUUUCUACGAGAUCAUGGACAUGUUGGAUAAGCGCUUAAACGACAAGGGCAAAAAUUGGCGCCACGUUCUCAAGUCAUUGAAAGUCUUGGAUUACUGCCUGCACGAAGGCUCUGAGUUGGUAGUAACGUGGGCUCGUAAGAAUGUCUACAUCAUCAAGACUUUGCGCGAAUUUCAGUACGUUGAUGAGGACGGACGCGAUGUCGGACAGAAUGUCCGUGUGGCCGCCAAGGAACUCACCUCGCUCGUUCUGGACGAAGACCGAUUGCGCAGCGAGCGCUCCGAUCGCAAGCUCUGGAAGUCCCGGGUGAGCGGUCUGGAUGACCACCAAGGGGGCUACGCUCCAGAGCCCCGUCGCGAGCGCCGCGAGCGUCGCCGCACCACGAAUGACGACGACGACGCCGAAUACCGCUUGGCAAUCGAGGCGAGCAAGUAUGAAGCCGAGGAGGAGCGCAAGCGCCGGGCUAGGGAAGCGGCCGCGGCCGACGACGAUGAGGAUUUGGCGAAGGCAAUCAAGCUGAGCAAGGAAGAAGAGGAGCUGCGCAAGCGGGAGCUGGAGGAGAGCAACGCUCAUUCGCUGUUCGAUGAUGCCCCUACGCAGGUCGCCCAGCCGCAACCUACCGGAUACAACCAGGGUUAUCAGCAGCAGAGCGCGGUCGACUGGUUCGGCAACCCGAUCAACCCUCAGCAGCCACUGACAACUGGAUAUUUGAACAACCAAUAUGCCCAGCCUACUGGUUUCCAGAGUCAGGUGACCGGUAUGCCCAAUGGAUAUGGCAACGGAUUCCAGGCGCAGUCCACCUCGUUUGACCAGAACCCCUAUGGCCAGGCGCAAAACAACUAUUUGCAGCCGCAGGCCACUGUACAGCCACAACAUACAGCAUUCAAUGUCAACAACCCCUGGGGAGGUGACGCAUUUUCCCAGCAGCAACAGCAGCAACAACCGCAACAGCAGCAGUUCCAACAACCUCAGGAUAACUUCUUGUCGGCGGGUACGAACAACCCAUGGGCUAGCCCACAGCCAGCGGAUGCUCUGAAGCCGAUGCCCACGGGAUCGAACAAUCCAUUUGCACCACGUACUCAGCAGUUUCAGAGCCGCCCCGCUACUACGGGACCUCCAUCACUGAAUACUUUGGCGGAAGAGAGGGUCACGAACCAAUUCACUUCGCCUAACCCGAUCGCGAACUACCAGACACAGCCACAGUCACUUGCACCGCCCCAGCAGUCUUUCACGCCGCAGAAGACCGCACCCACUCAGAUGCUGGAUCCGCAUCGCGCACAGUUGAACGCACUCUUGGCUUCUGGAGAGGGACAAGACACUUUCGGAAAUGUGGGAGAUCUGCGGAUUCCCGCCCAGCACACGGCUCCGGGUACAUUUGUUAACUCGGCCGGACAGGGAUUGGACAAGCUCCGGGCCACGCGGACGGGCAACAAUCCUUUCUUCAACCAGCCGCAGCAGCAGUUCGUUCCACAGCAGACGGGGUUUGCGCAGCCGGUCAACAACCCUUGGGGGGGACAGCAGACGUAUCAUCAGCAGCCUCAGCAGGGUGGCAGUUUGAUCGAUUUGUAGGACCGAGGGGUGGACUGGUGUAUUGACGGCGAGUGGGGGGGCUGGAAUUAAUCCUGAUUUUGAUAUCUGAAGCCCGUU